Messenger RNA from Brachypodium distachyon (stiff brome), 3153 nucleotides. RefSeq lists its product as uncharacterized. The record is from RefSeq and is a predicted model, not a curated record. NCBI's taxonomy places the organism in Eukaryota, Viridiplantae, Streptophyta, Magnoliopsida, Poales, Poaceae. The transcript has 5 exons. Bases 294 to 2762 code for a protein of 822 amino acids.
UCUUUCUUCUUCUUCUUCUUCUUUCCUCUCAUCCCGGAUCCCUCUCUUCUUCUCUUCUUCUUUCCAUUCCAUCCACCAACUCUCCUCCGCCUCCUUCUUCCCACGCACCACCAACCCCUCCUCUUCCCUGCCGCAGCCACGGCGCGCGUUGAUCCUCCAAAGGUUGUUAAUCACUGUCUAGUUUGUUCAUGACAGCUCACAGAGCUAAGCAAAGCUGAGGCAUUGUUCCUUAAUCUGCAAGGGUGCUGCUCAUAAGGAAUCAUCCCUCUUGUUAGUUGCUGGGCCAAGAACAAAUGGCCCAGCUGCUGCACCAUCAGGACUCUGCGUUUUAUGGAAAGGAAAUCCCGGGCCGCCGAUGGAGCAUUUUUCAGUUCUUUGGCUUGAGCCGGCGCCUACGAUCUGUGAAGAUGCUCUCUGAAAAGAAACAUGGUCAGGAUAAAAGCCCUGGUGGAAGUAAACGUCGAUCCUAUGUUACACUGAAAGACGAAGACAGCGGUGUCAUGGAUGACAGCAAAAAUGCUGAAGUUAAAGGUAAACAAAAGGGUUCAAAAAAGAAUUCUGGUAAAUCAAGUUUGAAGUCACUGAUUGCAAAAAAAUUGUACGGAAAGGAAGGUGAGAAAGAAAAGAUGCUUCCAGUUGCACCAAAGCUACUGCGCACCCUUUCGAUGCAUUACUUGGAAAGAAAUGAAUAUGUUCUUGAUGGUGAGGCAGCUACCAAUGGUAAUGGUUCUUCACAUGGGGCUAAAAUGUUGCUGCAACAGGCUCUGUCUAACACCCUGGAAGGUUCAGAUACUGAUAAGAGUUCUUCACUGCUCUUGAAUAGAGGCGAUGAACAUGCGAAACAGAAGAGCCACCGUAGCAUUUCAAUGGAUGGGAUUCUUCAUAAGGUCCCUUAUGGGCACAAGGUGUCUGGAAAUAAAAUUGGAGAAGAACUUCCCCGGUCAGCCUCCGUCACAUAUGACAGGGAUGGUCUAAAACCUUACAUUGGUAGGGCUUCAAAGAGACAUGUAAAUCAAGGUUUCCAGCGUUCACGUUCCCUGUCUGAAUCACUGGAGAGUUACUCCCUCUUACUUGAUUCCAUUUCAAGCAGUGAAGCCAAAAGGGUGUUGACAAGCUCAAAGUCUACUAGGGAUCAUUCCUUGGAUGGCCCUGGUGCAAAUGCAUUCCAUAGAACUUCUUCUUCUCAGUUCAGAUCAAAAGGUUUGACUACCCUUGCUGAACAUCUUGUGAUGAAAGUAGACGCCUCAGAAUCACAUGUUGCAGACAAAACUGUUGGCGAUGGAGAUGUGAAUUUUGCUGUGGAUGAGAGUUCUUGUAAUCAGUUCUCUGAUGGCUCUAAGAAUCCUGUGUUACUUGAAGAGUACUUGCAUGACAAAAGUUUCCAUGUUGAGGUAUCAACUGAAGCCGAUUUAUGUAUUGCCCCUUUGCCUUCAGAAGAACAUGCCGCAACUUGUGACGAUGAUCAGGCUCCCUCAUCAACCAAAGAAGUUUUGUAUACUGACCCUCCACCAUUAGAGCAAGCUGACAUCCCAGAAGAACCUUCAAUGACUUGUGAUGAUGAUCAGGCUCCCUCAUCAACCAAAGAAGAUUUGUAUACUGACCCUCCACCAUUACCAUUAGAGCAAGUUCACAUCCCAGAAGAACCUGCAAUGACUUGUGAUGAUGAUCAGGCUCCUUCAUCAACCAAAGAAUAUUUGUAUACUGAUCCUCCACCAUUAGAGGAAGAUGACAUCUCAGAAGGACCUUCAAUAACUUUUGAUGAUGAUCAGACUCACUCAUCAACAGAAGCUGAUUCUAGUACUGCUCUGCCUUCAGAAGACAUCAACACUGAAGAAGAACAUGCAAGAACUUCUGAUGACACCAAGUUUCAGUCAUGUACUGCUCUGCCUUCAGAAGAGAUCAACCUUGCAGAAGAGGAUGAAAUAACUUCUUAUGUUUCCAAAUCAGUAGAAGGUACUUGCUGUGUUCCUGAUCCCAUUCAAGAAACUGAAGCUGAGUUAAAUUUAAGCUGCGAACAAGAAACUGAAAGUCCAACUUCUGUUCUGGAUGUGGCCUUCUCAUAUGAUUCUGCUACUAAUUCAGAGAAACAUGCAAUGUUGGAUGAUUCAUCGCUCAUGCCAGGAAAUGACACCGGUGAUUCAGUUGACAGUAAUGUUGUCAUUGCUAGCACUUGUGAGAAACCAUCAGCUACUUCAUUGACUCAGGAAAUCUUACAAGAGCACAACUCUGACGAUCUGAAUGGUCUCCAAGUAGACCCAAAGAAUGAAGCUGAGCUGAACUAUGUGAACGACAUAUUCAACAAGUCUAGCUUCACCAAUGAGACACUGUUCGAUGGAUGGUGCUCACAGAACACUGUAGCUCUCCAAGAAGAGGAUUGCCAGCACUACGAGGCUGCCGCCGUGCCGCUCGACUUCACCGACAUGUGUGCCGACGAGCUGCUUCUGUUCGACAUGACGAACGAAGCGUUGCUCGACAUCUACAAGUCGUAUUCUGCUAGCAAAUCCAAGGCCUCCCGCUUCUCCUCUUUUGAACGGCCGAAGCCUGUCGGAGACCAAGCACUCAGGGAGCUGCAGUCCAGAAUGAGCUGCCACCUGGACAGGCCCGGUGGCACCGAGAUCAGCGCCAUCGUGUUUAAUGACCUGGCCAAGGCUGACCGCUGGAUAAACCUUCAGAGAGAUGUUGAUCAUGUAGGCAACAAGCUGGCAGACUCUGUGUUGGACAAGCUUCUGACGGAGCUCACUCUCCAGCUUGCAAAGUUUUGAGCCUAUCCAUAGCUAAGCUAGAUACUAGUCAUGUUAAUUUUUUGCCCCUUUUUGUUAGUUUAGCUGCUCUCUGCACUGCACAAAUGUUAAGGGGGUGAUUCAUUCUCAAGUAUACAUUAGUUUGGUUCUUUCUGGGAAGACGAAGCAGUGAUCUCUGGAUGUUGCUGUUAAUUAGGUCUUAAAUAGGAAAUUCAUUCGUUUAGAGCAGUUGCUAAAGAAGUUUUGGAUGUUGAGUUGUAAGAUGAAUGAAUUUUGGAAAAGCACUCUCUAUCUCUGAAUUUAUACUCAGGUUAAAAAAUGUUGGGGCAGCAGCUGCUUGUCAGCCAUGCAAUUCUGGAAGCUUCCAGAACUUUAAGCUUACUCAACAUUACUGGUGAUUCUCUGAUCUCAA